CCACAAUUGGGUCUGGUUGGCUGUAGAACUUUGCGCCGUCGAAUGAAAUGAUCCAAACCCAAAAUCAGAGACGACUGAGCAAUUAUUCCCAAUCCCGCCGCCGCCGUGGAAUCCCUAAUCAUCAUGGUCACCGCCACUUCCCCCUCCUCCAAGCGCAAUAAACUGGCUCUCCACCACCACCACCACCACCGCCACCGCCACUGCCCCUCUCCGCCGCUCCUCCCCGGCCUCCCUGAUCACGUAGCCCAGUUAUGCCUCUCCCGCCUCCCCCCUUCCCUGCUCUUCUCCGUCAGCCGUUCAUGGCGGCGCCUCAUCUACUCCCCUGCCUUCCCCCCUUUCUUCUCCAUCUACGCCCUUCUUUCUUCCUCCCCCAAUUCCCUCGAUUUCUUCACCUUCGAUCCAAUCUCUUCGAAAUGGAACCGCCUCCCUCCGCCGCCUAAUCCUCCUCCUCUAGAUCUGAUGAUCCACCACCCCUCUUUCCUCUCCCGCCACCUCCCUGUUCAAUCUCUCGCCGUCUCCGGCCACCUCCUCCUCCUCGCCGCCACCACUCAAGACCUCCUCCCUGCCCUGCCUCGCCCUUUAAUCUUCUCCCCUGUUUCCAAUUCCUGGCAAUUCGGUCCUCCCCUCAUAACCCCACGUCGCUGGUGCGCUGCCGGCGCACUCCGGGGCUCCGUCUACGUCGCUAGCGGAAUUGGGUCGUUCUUCUCCACCGACGUCGCUCGCUCUGUUGAGAGAUGGGAUUUGAAAAAACCCAGAGGCGGAGGAGGAGGCGAUUGGGAGAAGGUGAAUGGAUUGAAGGAUCGGAGAUUUAGUAGAGACGCCAUUGAUGCUGUGGGGUGGAGGGGGAAGCUUUGUAUGGUGAAUGUGAAAGGGGAUGCGCCGAAAGAAGGGUUGGUUUUUGAUUUGGAGAGGGAUUUGUGGGAGGAGAUGCCGGAGGGGAUGGUCGGAGGGUGGAGAGGGCCGGUGGCGGCCAUGGAUGAGGAAGAGAUGUAUGUAGUGGAUGAAGGCGGUGGAUGUUUGAGAAGGUAUAAUCCGGUGGGGGAUUUGUGGGAACAAGUAAUUCAGUCUAGUAGGUUGAAAGGGGCGGUUCAGAUGGCGGCCGGCGGUGGCAGAGUCUGCGUCGUGUGCGGUGGAAGUAGAGGGGAAAUCGUGGUGGUGGACGUUGCAGCGUCGCCACCGUGGCUGAGAGUUGAGCCGACGCCGCCGGGGAUGGAGGUGGUCGCCGUCCACGUGCUGCCGAGAAUGAGUACACCGGAGUCAUGAUUCGCCGUCGGUUACAGCCGGAAGUGAUUUUUUUUUUCUCAUUUUUUUUCCUUCUUGUUUAUUACAUUGAAA
Messenger RNA from Cucurbita pepo subsp. pepo (vegetable marrow), 1335 nucleotides. The record is from RefSeq and is a predicted model, not a curated record. NCBI's taxonomy places the organism in Eukaryota, Viridiplantae, Streptophyta, Magnoliopsida, Cucurbitales, Cucurbitaceae.